CUGCAGGUAUGGACGAACGAUCAAAUGACGAAAACAAUCACCCUUACAAUACAGUGAUAAAUGACUCGAUCGAUAUAUCCGAUAUUGAUGAAGAAAUUGACGAAGCAGUAGUAGUGGAGGAACUAGUUCAAUCAGACGAAGACGAACAAAUCGAAAAUAAUCAGAAAAUUCAGUGCAUUCAAAAACAACAGCCAAUAGCGGAUAAUUCAAAACCCACUACAAAACAACUAGAAACCCCAGUAAAAACGAAAAAACGUUCCAAAAAAAGAAAACUUUCCCACAGAGCUGCCAGACUGGAAGAAGUGCACUGUAAGGAACAUUGCAUAGAAAGAAUUGAUACACAGUUAUCCAUCUCAAUAAAAAAACUCGCCAUUCAUGAAAAGCCUCCGGUGAAUCUUCCUCCGCUUCAACUCCACCAACGGAAAUGCUGCGACGAUAUCAAACUCUCAAGCAGUGAUCGUAAUUUGCCUAAAUACAACGGGUACCGAUCCGAAUAUGGAUUAACAUCGCGCCAAAUAAAAAAUAGAAACAGAUACGUGGAAAUGAUGAGACAAAAGCAACUUUCAAGGCAAAAGUUAAUUGAAGAGUACCGGGCUUUGAAAUUGCAGCAAAACGAAAAAGUGUUUUGUCAAUGGUUACGGGAAGUCUCCAGUAGGAACAAAGAACAAAACAUGAGGAAUCAGAACGCAAAACAUGGCAGCCAAGGUGUUAGUCCGAGUUAUCUGAGUUCUAGUACGUUGGUCGUAAGUAAAAUGGGAAAACCCAAACAGCGACCCAAAACAGCGGAAUAUGUACCGAAAACUCACAUAAAGAAGGCAAUUAGGCCGCAUACUACCCAGUCGUGUGUUUACAUCGAAGUUUCUCCAAAACUUUUAAACCAGGGUAUUCACAUUGGCGAUUUACUGAUCACUAAUUCGAAGAAACUUAGCAAAAAAUUACAUAUUUUAACAGUAUCUUAACGAAAUUUUUAAACGAUCUUUUCUGAUUUGAAUUUAUUUAGUUCGACUCAGACCUUUAUCUGCUUGUUCCAGCUGAGUAAGGCAAAUUUGAAUGUUGGGAUGGAUAAUAAUGGGACUUAAUAAAUAAAAGAAUUCUGAAGCA
Messenger RNA from Dendroctonus ponderosae (mountain pine beetle), 1101 nucleotides. RefSeq lists its product as uncharacterized. Lineage: Eukaryota; Metazoa; Arthropoda; Insecta; Coleoptera; Curculionidae. The record is from RefSeq and is a predicted model, not a curated record.